Molecule: messenger RNA, 510 nt
Organism: Kuraishia capsulata CBS 1993
Lineage: Eukaryota; Fungi; Ascomycota; Pichiomycetes; Pichiales; Pichiaceae
Exons: 1
Coding region: 1-510 (169 amino acids)
Cellular component (GO): U2-type spliceosomal complex; post-mRNA release spliceosomal complex
Source: RefSeq, a predicted model, not a curated record
AUGUCUUCUUUGGAGCAACAAGCAACUGAUAGGAAGGCAAGGCUUCUUGCUCUUAAACUCAAGAGGAAGGCACCAGGCGAUUCAGUUCAGGAAGAGCGAGAGGUCAAGAGGUCCAAUACCGAGGCAGAAGCCCACGACAGCAUACCAGAAGACGAAACAGCCACCGAAGAAGUAACUACUGGAUUUAGAAAUUAUGAUCCAGUGAAUAAAGAUGCUGUCUCAGGGUUUACAGCUCCUCCUACUCUCAGGCUGAACGAGCACGAAACUGUGGAGGCCGUCUCUUACAACUUGGAGCGUGAGGUUCUUUCCAAAUUCGAAGAAAGGGCAAAGAAAGGAUUCGAAUCCUUGCUGAGUCGGGAUGAGACUGAUAAGCCACGAAAAGUCUGCCUCGAGGAAGAUCUGAAGAAAGAUCUUGAACCUCAAUUGAGAGUUCUCAAAGCAAGAACAGAUUUAGCCAUAGGCUCUAUGGUGCGAGAAAGAUUACAGAACUUGAAUAAAUCCGCCACGUGA